Molecule: messenger RNA, 1032 nt
Organism: Tachysurus fulvidraco (yellow catfish)
Lineage: Eukaryota; Metazoa; Chordata; Actinopteri; Siluriformes; Bagridae
Product: kinesin-like protein KIF26B
Exons: 3
Coding region: 358-1032 (224 amino acids)
Biological process (GO): microtubule-based movement
Molecular function (GO): microtubule motor activity
Source: RefSeq, a predicted model, not a curated record
GUGUGUGUGUGUGUGUGUGUGUGUGUGUGUGUGUGUGUGUGUGUGUGUGUGUGCGCACUGUAUGCAGUAGAGGCGCGCGCGCAGACCCAUAUGGCGUUCUGUCUCGUGGCGACGUUUCCGCACGCGCGCUGAACACCGAAGCCUCUGGAUUGUAUUUACAUUCUGGAAAUUUGGGGGAAACAGGACAGAGGACCAGUGAGGCAUCUUUUGUGUGUGUGUGUGUGUGUGUGUGUGUGUGUGUGUGUGUAGACAUGAUGGAGAGUUGCCCCGCAUGGCACUGAGACGGAGGCGCGCGCAGGAAUAAUCUCCUUCACGGUGAUUUCAUUAUUUUAGGGAAAAAUCUGGGAGAAUCUCAGCAUGACCUCUGUGAGUGGGAAUAAGGAGAGGAGCAGCAGGAACCGGAAACACACGAUGACAGAUUGUUCUCCAACUAAAUCAGCCUCGUUCUCUCCGGACUCAUGGUACCGUAAAGCGUGUGAGGAGUCUCGCUCUGGGUUCCGCCCGGUUCCUGAGGGAGCUCGCUCUGUUCCUGGUUCAUCAGGUGCCCCUUCUCCUGGCUCUGGAACCUCUUCCCCAGGUUCUUUCACCAGCUCUCCAGGCACCGUGUCUCCAGGGAUUGGGACAAGUUCACCAGGUUCUCUGGGAGGUUCUCCAGGGUUCGGUACAGGUUCUCCAGCCUCGGGCAGUGGUAGUUCUCCGGGUUCUGAGAGAGGAACAUGGUGUGAUACCUGCACCAGCCGCUUGGCAGAGCUGAAACGGCAAGCAGCCAAAUUGCUCCUUCCAGGACCUUAUUCCUCCAAGGUAGCAUUUAAAACACACCUUUAUCUUGUCAUAGCGGCUCAAAAACUAAACCUGUCCUCUAAAAAGAAGAAGCAGAAGCCGACGCCCACUGCUCCAUUGACCACGCCCCUUUUCCCAACAAACUUCAGUGGAAUCCUGCAGGUCACGUCUCCACCAGCCCCACCCUGUCUGCUCAGAGCUGUCAGUAAAGUGAGAGAUAAUCCAGGACUCGGCAAGGUGACUAUCAUUUAG